Messenger RNA from Sinocyclocheilus rhinocerous, 2607 nucleotides. RefSeq names its product solute carrier family 5 member 8 (gene slc5a8). Gene Ontology annotation, biological process: propanoate transmembrane transport; sodium ion transport. The transcript is spliced from 17 exons. The record is from RefSeq and is a predicted model, not a curated record. Lineage: Eukaryota; Metazoa; Chordata; Actinopteri; Cypriniformes; Cyprinidae. The coding region runs from base 293 to 2362 and encodes 689 amino acids. Gene Ontology annotation, cellular component: extracellular exosome; membrane. Gene Ontology annotation, molecular function: organic acid:sodium symporter activity.
GUUAAUAACAUUAGGCUGCUUUUGUUAUUAAUAGGGAGUGAAUUGUUUAUUUGUAUCUCACACACAAGAAUAAACGCAUUAUCUGAUAACUAGAGAAAAAAAAAACAUUGCAGUCCAACUGCAGUAAGUAAGGAGGAAUGAAUGUGAUAUGGGUGGGAUGAUGACAAGCAUGCAGCUCCAGGAACAAUCACAGUGAGUAACUUUGGCAGAGCCUCCCUCUGACUGAACAAACAUCUCUUUCUGUCAUGACAAUCUCUGACCUAACAAUCUGCUUUCAUUGAGUAAAUUCCUGAUGGUCACGAUAAUAUUUUGCAAACAGAGCCACAAAGGUUUCCUCGUAAAAUCGAGAGACCCUGUUAAAGAAGUUCAGACGUGCACCAAGAUGUCAAGUGCGGCGUCCUUCAGUGUGUGGGACUAUGUGGUCUUCAGCUUAAUGCUGGUGAUCUCAGCAGGCAUCGGGGUUUACUACGCCUUCGCUGGAAGAGGUCAGAGCAGCUCCGCAGACUUUCUGGUGGGUGGACGGAGUAUGACAGCGGUGCCGGUGGCUCUGUCCCUGACAGCCAGCUUCAUGUCAGCCAUCACCGUUCUGGGGACUCCAGUGGAGGUGUAUCAGUACGGAGCCAUUUUCAUCCUCAUCUGCUUUUCUUAUGUUCUGAUGGUGGCUGUGAGCUCUGAGAUUUUCCUGCCGAUCUUCUACAGACUGGGAAUAACCAGCACCUAUGAGUAUCUGGAGAUGCGUUACAAUAAAGUAAUUAGACUAUUUGGGACAGUCCUGUUUAUCAUACAGACAGUCCUAUACACAGGUCUGGUUAUUUACGCCCCGGCUUUGGCUUUAAACCAAGUCACAGGUAUAGAUCUCUGGGGUGCCGUCAUUUCCACCGGAGUCGUCUGCACUCUCUACUGUACAUUAGGCGGUCUGAAGGCAGUGGUGUGGACGGAUGUAUUCCAGGUGGGUAUCAUGUUGGCUGGGCUCUUGGCUGUCAUCGUCCAAUCGGUGCUGCUGCAGGGCGGGAUCUCCACUAUCAUCAGUGACUCCACCCAGGGAGGCCGGCUCAACCUAUGGAACUUUGAUCCGAACCCCCUGAGGAGACACACUUUCUGGAGCAUCACAGUGGGAGGGACGUUCCUCUGGACCAGUGUCUAUGGUAUCAAUCAAGCUCAGGUGCAAAGAUACAUAUCAUGCAAGUCCCUGUUCCAUGCUAAAAUGGCUUUAUACAUAAACUUAGUGUCUCUCUGGGCUAUAUCAAUAUGCUCAGUGUUUUGUGGCUUGUGUUUAUACUCCGUUUAUAAGAAUUGUGAUCCAUGGGCAGCAAGAAAGGUGUCUGCUCUGGACCAGCUUAUGCCAUACCUGGUGUUGGACAUCCUGAGCGAAUAUCCUGGUGUGCCAGGACUGUUUGUGGCAGCAGCAUAUAGUGGCACAUUAAGUACAGUCUCCUCCAGUGUAAAUGCUUUGGCUGCGGUAACUAUUGCAGAUCUGAUUCGGCCAUACUUCAGUCUGUCAGAAAGGCAACUGUCCUGGUCUUUAAAGGGCAUAAGUUUGUUUUAUGGUGCCGUGUGCAUCGGAAUGGCUGGUGUUGCAUCUUUAAUGGGAGGGAUGCUACAGGCUGCUAUUAGUAUCGCAGGAGUGGUUGGCGGACCUCUACUGGGCCUUUUUUCUCUUGGCAUCCUGUUUCCUUGCGCUAAUGCAAAGGGAGGUUUGGCAGGGCUGGUGUCUGGUUUGGCUCUGUCACUGUGGGUGUGCAUCGGGGCACAGAUAUACCCUCCACUACCAGAGAACAGCAGACCGCUGGCUCUGAUGACACACGGCUGUAACUUCUCAGGUGGCACUAACUGGACUGCAAACAUAGACGACUUCAUACUGAAAGAGCAAAGGUGGGGAGGUUUGGCAGGGCUGGUGUCUGGUUUGGCUCUGUCACUGUGGGUGUGCAUCGGGGCACAGAUAUACCCUCCACUACCAGAGAACAGCAGACCGCUGGCUCUGAUGACACACGGCUGUAACUUCUCAGGUGGCACUAACUGGACUGCAAACAUAGACGACUUCAUACUGAAAGAGCAAAGGCCUUUCCUGGCUGAUAACUGGUACUCACUCUCAUACCUGUACUUCGGCCCACUGGGGACUGUGACGGUCAUCACCGUGGGUUUUAUUGUCAGCAUACUUUCAGGCGGCACACAGAUGAAAGUGCAGUCUGGGCUUACGCUAUCAAAAGAAGACCUCACCUUCUACAAAGCCUACAAUGUACUCAAAGCAAAAGUUUCCAGUAGCGCAGGAAAUUUUGACCUGGUGCAGGAGCUGGAGAAAUCCUUUGGAAAAACCAACUUUGCUUUCUGUGAUGUAGAGCUGUCUACACAAAGACCUGCUUAGAACAUCAUAAAACUUAAGUGUAUUUAAAUAUAAAUACAUAUGUAAUUGUCAUUACAAAUAACUGCCUAUUGUAUAUCUAACAAGGACUUAGAAGUAGUAAAAAAUAAAUGUUUAUGUCCAAAUCUGUUGUAGUGCAACACAUCAAACACAGACAUUCAAAAACGUACAGAAAGUAGUGAUUUCACUUUUGACACAUAUACAGUCUGGCAGAAACAUUGAUUAAUGCUCUGGUUCGUAGUAGUGCC